AUGGAGGGUAACCCCCUUCACUAUGUCGAGAAGAUUCGUCCUAUUGCCGAUAAGUAUGGCAUUUGCAAGAUCGUCCCUCCGAAAGGGUGGAAGCCAGCUCCAUUCUGUGUUGACAUGAAAGGUGACAAACGGUUUCAAACCAAGCAGCAGCUGUUGCAUCGCAUCCAAGAAGGCAUCAGCUUUGGAGACGGUGUCGAGUACUCUGCCGGUCAGUACCAGCACAUGGCGAGUCAGAGGGCCAAAGAAUGGAAGGCCAAGCAUUAUCCCGACCAUGAACAGAUGACCAAGCUAGUAAACUCGGGAAAGGAGGAAGAAGAAGGAGUCCAGGAGAACCGCAAUAGGAAACGUUUCAUUCCUGAGAAUCUCGAGCGGGAUUAUUGGGAUAUCAUCGAGUCCCAUUCGCGCCAACUGGUCGUCGAGUACGGUAAUGAUGUCAACACGGACGAGUUUGGAUCUGGAUUCCCUCUGUCGGAGCGAGGUCGUUCCAUCUAUGGCAAGAAGGACCCCGCAAAGAUGGCUUUGCCUGAACCCAAGUUUGGGACGGAAGAUUACUACAGGGAGACGUGGUGGAACCUGAACAACAUCCCCUGUGCUCCAGACAGUGUCCUAAGGCAUGUCAAGGUUGGAAUCAACGGCAUCAACGUGCCCUGGAUGUACUAUGGGGCACUGUUUACAACUUUCUGCUGGCACAACGAGGACAACUAUCUCUACAGCAUCAACUACCACCACAAAGGUGCCCCUAAGCAAUGGUAUGGCGUCCCAGGCAACAUGACUGCGGCUGAUGGCCUGGAGAAAGUGUUCAAGAACUUUUUGUCCAUGAAGAUGCGUGAUGUCCCCGAUCUGCUCCAUCACAUCACGACCAUGUUUAGUCCACGGUUGUUGCAAAACGCCGAUGUUCCUGUGUACAAGCUCCUGCAGCACGAGGGAGAGUAUGUCAUCACCUUCCCUCGUGCCUUUCACGGUGGUUUCAGUUUGGGCCCCAAUGUUGGCGAGGCAGUGAACUUUGCCACGCAUGAUUGGAUUUCGUAUGGGUCCGAUGCGAAUGAAAGAUACCGCUCCUUUGCCCGGCCAGCUGUGUUUAGUCAUGACCGCUUGACUUUCACGAUGGCAAACCAUCUUCGCGAACAAAAGACAUAUUCCACAUGCAAGCUGCUGCUGGAUGAGAUUGAGAGGGUGGUGGGAGAGGAGCUCCGCCUUCGCUCGAAGCUUGUGGAAGCGGGUGUGCGCGAUGUUACCAAUCUCAUCAACCUUCCCAAGAAUCGGCUGGAUCAGCUAGACUCAGAGAGCGCAGACUACGACGACAAGCGCCUCUGUCAUGCGUGCAAGCAUGUUUGCUUCUUCUCUGCCGUUGCUUGCGAAUGCAGCCAGUCGAAAGUGAGCUGCCUUCGUCACAGUCACUACAUGUGCCGUUGUCCCAUGGACCGCAAGUACUUUAUGAUCUGGAGCGACGACGAUGAGCUCAAGACUACCCUGCAAAAAGUGCGCGAUCACUGCGAGUCUCUGAAGAAACUGCAUACGACACCAUCCCCCACAAAGCUUAUUCCUGGUGGCACGUCGGAUGGAUUGGCCCCAGGCGUGACAAAAGACGCCGAGAUGCACAAGAAGGACGAGAUCUGCUUGGAUCCUGUGGCUGAAGAUGUCAAGCAUGCGGUGAAGCACGACGAUCGGCAGUUCUCGGCAAUGAAGAUGGCUAUGCCAAUGCGGUCCAAAAUGUCCAUGGGUGGCCCCGCAGGCCCGCCGUCUGGGCUACAACUCCAACCUGCGCCAGCACCAGAACCUGCACCACAGCCUCCAGCAAUGGAAGCAGUUCCAAUGGUUCGCAGAGUCAGCCAGGAUGCAAGUGCCCCGUCGUCUGAAGACGAUGAUGACGAAAUCGAGAUCAUUGCGGUGAAGCCACCCCCAACAACAACAACCGUAUGA
Molecule: messenger RNA, 1920 nt
Organism: Seminavis robusta
Lineage: Eukaryota; Bacillariophyta; Bacillariophyceae; Naviculales; Naviculaceae
Source: the annotation of a GenBank genome assembly